Molecule: messenger RNA, 192 nt
Organism: Aspergillus puulaauensis
Lineage: Eukaryota; Fungi; Ascomycota; Eurotiomycetes; Eurotiales; Aspergillaceae
Exons: 3
Coding region: 1-192 (63 amino acids)
Source: RefSeq, a predicted model, not a curated record
AUGGUUCGCGCAAGAAGAAACUUCAAGCAUACCAACGCCCGCUCUCGUACCCGUCCGAAUACCCGCGAGCAUAUACCUGAAGCAAAGUACAGGUACCUUCUGUCGCUCCUCGAGACUCUAAUUCAUGAACUAGAUACUGUGGAGCUAGGACUUAUGAUAUCCUUUCUUCAACGACAGAAGACCGAUAAAUAA